AUUGCCGAGUCAUGGAUGCGUGUUGUUUAACAUGCGCACACGCAACAAGGACAACAGCGGUACUAACAUGAGUACACACAUGAGACCCGGGAAGGCUAACAGCUAACAGCUAACAUCUUAGAGUGGACUUCUGCAGUAACCUCUGUUACUGACACUGGAGUGUUAGCAUCGACUGCGAAGUGGACUGCAAGCUCCUGGGAAAUAAGCUGCAGCCAUGGUGUUCAUGCACAGUUACUGCGAAGCCAAUUCCUCCAUCUCCCAAACCUGGGUGGAUGAAGGCAUCUCCCCCUGCUUCUACUUCACUCUGGUCCCCACCAUCCUGCUCACCAUCGCCUUCUUCCUCGGUACCAUCCACUCCAUAUUCUACCAGAAAUAUGGCACAUCGAUGGAACCCAAGUUCAUCCCACGCUCCCGCCUCUACGGUUUCCAGCAGUUCAUCUCCGGCCUCCUGCUCCUCCAGUUUCUGGGUGCGAUGGUGUGGCGGGCCGCCAGUGGAGGGGAGCUCCCGGGAUACGUGGUGCUGUACGGCUGCUUCUCUGCGCUGGGCUGGGCUUGGGCUAUAGCUCUGCUCAAGGUGGAGAGGCAUAGGGCCCUGCUGAUGGACCGGACUAGGGGUCACAGUGUGGCCCUUCUGCUGUUCUGGGCUGUGGCUUUCUCUGCUGAGAACCUGGCCUUCGUCUCCUGGUACAGCCCUCACUGGUGGUGGGGACUGGAGAACAAUCAGCAGCAGGUGCAGUUCGCCCUGUGGCUGCUGCGCUACACCGGCACCGGGCUGCUCUUCUUCAUUGGUCUCAAAGCUCCAGGGUUGCCACGGAAACCGUACAUGCUACUGAUAAACGAGGACGAGCGGGACGUAGAGACGGGCAGACAGAGCCUUUUGGGUGGAGAACCAAACCAGUCCACCUGGCAGGGCUUCACCAAGAAGGUCCGCAUGCUGGUUCCCUACAUGUGGCCCCGAGGCAACCUCUUCCUCCAGAUGCUGGUGCUCUUCUGUCUCACGUUGCUGGGAUUUGAGAGAGUCAUUAACGUCUUUGUACCCAUCUUCUACAAGAAUAUCGUGAAUGAACUGACUGACGGCAGCAGCUGGAGAACUCUGGCUACGACCGUGUGUAUUUAUGUCCUGCUGAAGCUGUUGCAGGGCGGGGGUGCAGGCUCCUCUGGUUUUGUCAGUAACCUGCGCUCGUUCCUGUGGAUCCGGGUGCAGCAGUUCACCAACCGCGUGGUUCAGGUGCGUCUCUUUGCACACUUGCACUCCCUUUCUCUGCGCUGGCACCUGGGCCGCAAAACCGGCGAUGUGCUGAGAAGCAUCGACCGCGGCACGUCGUCCAUUAACAGCCUGCUCAGCUACAUAGUGUUCAGCAUCGUCCCCACCAUCGCCGAUAUUGUCAUCUCCAUCAUUUACUUCAUCACGUAUUUCAACGCCUGGUUCGGCCUUAUCGUGUUCGUCUGCAUGGCCCUGUACCUAGCUCUGACGAUCAUCAUCACUGAGUGGAGGACCAAGUACAGACGAGAGAUGAACCAGCUGGACAACAAAGCCAAGACCAAGGCCGUGGACUCCCUGUUAAACUUUGAGACGGUGAAAUACUACAAUGCAGAGAACUACGAGGUCAGCCGCUUUGAGGAUGCCAUCUUGCAAUAUCAGGUGUCGGAGUGGAAGACCCAGGCGUCGCUGGCCUUCCUCAACCAAACACAAAACCUCAUCAUCGGGUCGGGCCUGCUCGCCGGCUCCCUGCUCUGUGCCUACUUUGUGACGGAAGGAAAGUUUCAGGUUGGGGAUUUUGUUCUCUUUGGUACCUACAUCAUCCAGCUGUACACCCCCCUCAACUGGUUUGGAACCUACUACAGAAUGAUCCAGAACUCUUUCAUUGACAUGGAGAGCAUGUUUGAGCUUUUUGAAGAGGAUGAAGAGGUGAAAGAUGCAGUGAAUGCAGGGAGUCUUCAAUACAAACAGGGAAAAGUGGAGUUUGAGAACGUCUACUUCAGCUACGUGAACGGCAAGGAGAUCCUCAGGGAUGUUUCCUUCACCGUGCUUCCGGGACAGACAGUUGCCCUGGUGGGACCAUCCGGCUCAGGGAAGAGCACCAUCGUGCGACUCAUCUUCCGUUUCUAUGACGUUCAGGGAGGCAGCGUGAGCAUCGACGGGCAGGAUAUAUCAAAAGUGAAGCAGGUUUCUCUGCGGUCUCACAUUGGCGUGGUUCCCCAAGACACAGUGCUGUUCAACGACACCAUCCGGAACAACAUCCGCUACGGACGCAUCUCCGCCAGCGACCAGGAGGUGGAGGAGGCGGCUGCGGCGGCUGAUAUACACGACAAAAUCAUGACGUUCCCUGAAGGUUAUGAAACGCAGGUCGGGGAAAGAGGUCUGAAGCUGAGUGGAGGAGAGAAGCAGAGGGUGGCCAUCGCCAGGACUAUCCUCAAAGCGCCACAGAUCAUACUGCUGGACGAGGCCACAUCUGCGCUAGACACCCAGACAGAACGCAACAUCCAGGCCUCGCUGAAUAAAGUCUGCACCAACCGCACAACAGUGGUCGUAGCUCACAGGUUGUCCACUAUAAUCGGAGCAGACCAGAUUCUGGUUAUCAGGGACGGCCGGGUUGCCGAGCGAGGACGACAUGAGGAGCUGCUCGCUAAGGGAGGCCUGUAUGCAGACAUGUGGAUGAACCAGCAGCAGGCCCAGGACUGCGACUCCUCGUCAGACACGGAAGCCAAAGACCUCAAGUCUGAGAAAAUGCAGCCCGCCUCGACCUCUGCACACCACCACGGUCACUGAUGUCACUUUUUAGUUUAGUUUUUAACUUUUUUGACUCAAACUGAAUGUGAUUUGGAGAGAAGAGGAGGUGCCUUAACGGAACUGAGGCUGAGUUAUUGGUUGCAACUAAAACUAUUAAAACAGAAAUCCAUCCUUAGUUAUUAUUUCAAAAUGUGAUGAAAAGUAGUGCAUUUAGACCCAUGGAUUCAUCAGGGUAACUCCCAGUGUUUAAAUGUCCUGCCAUCUUUUAGCUUUGUCUUUAUUUUUUUAUAUUAGACAUGACUUUUGUCAUUUUAUGCAGUCUAAAUUCAAAGAUAUGUUUGUUGUAAGUCCUGAUAUACACUAUUUAAAGAUAUAACGGGAGAGGUGCAAGAAAUAGGCUUGAUUACAAUGGAUAUUUAAUUGAGCUGUCAGGGUUUUUAUUCAGCUUUGUUUUAUUUAUUAUAUUACUUUGUUUUUAGUAGUGGAUAUCAGCUGUUGUUUAAACUGUAAGUGAUACUUUUUUAUCUACUAUGAUCUCUAAGGUAAAGAGAGGUGUGUUGCUCGGCUUAAGGAAUGUUAAACAUUAAAGAACCCGUGAUUUCUUUUCUGAAGAACUGACUUUAAACUGGCUAAUUUACAUAUAAAGUGGCGCAGGCAAUAAAGUGGUACAUGGAUAUUAAAUCCCAGAUAUCAGUCUUAGCUGCUUCUUUUGCAUAAAGUCAAAUGAUUUGCUGUGAAACAGGUCAAACUUAAUAGCUCAUGCAGUUUUAAGACCAACCAUUAUUCUCCCUUCAUGUAUUUGUAUAUACAUGCAGUCAUAUACACAAUUUCAAAGUAAGAAUUUGCAAUCAUUUGAUGUAAUAUAUCUUUGUGACAUAAGGUAUUGCUCAUGAUGUUUUUGUAAAUAAUCAGUUUUGACUUGCACUUGUAAAUAAACGUUUAUUUCCAUGUA
This is a messenger RNA of Eleginops maclovinus (Patagonian blennie), 3683 nucleotides long. RefSeq names its product ATP binding cassette subfamily B member 6 (LAN blood group) a (gene abcb6a). NCBI's taxonomy places the organism in Eukaryota, Metazoa, Chordata, Actinopteri, Perciformes, Eleginopidae. Gene Ontology annotation, biological process: heme transport; transmembrane transport. The coding region runs from base 215 to 2770 and encodes 851 amino acids. Gene Ontology annotation, cellular component: vacuolar membrane. The record is from RefSeq and is a predicted model, not a curated record. The transcript is spliced from 21 exons. Gene Ontology annotation, molecular function: ABC-type heme transporter activity; ATP binding; ATP hydrolysis activity.